This is a messenger RNA of Castor canadensis (American beaver), 1000 nucleotides long. RefSeq names its product RNA transcription, translation and transport factor (gene Rtraf). Lineage: Eukaryota; Metazoa; Chordata; Mammalia; Rodentia; Castoridae. The record is from RefSeq and is a predicted model, not a curated record.
UCGCCGCGUCGCCGGUGCCUGCGCCUCCUGCUCCACCUCGCUUCUCCUCUCCCGGCCGAGGCCCGGGGGACCCCAGCGAGAAGCGGGAAUCAUGUUCCGACGCAAGCUGACGGCUCUAGACUACCACAACCCUGCCGGCUUCAACUGCAAAGAUGAAACAGAAUUUAGAAACUUUAUUGUUUGGCUUGAAGACCAGAAAAUCAGACACUACAAAAUUGAAGACAGAGGUAACUUAAGAAACAUCCACAGCAGUGACUGGCCCAAGUUCUUUGAAAAGUAUCUCAGAGAUGUGAACUGUCCUUUCAAGAUUCAGGAUCGACAAGAAGCGAUUGACUGGCUUCUUGGUUUAGCGGUUAGACUUGAAUAUGGAGAUAAUGCUGAAAAAUACAAGGACUUAGUACCUGAUAAUGCAAAAAGUACUGACAAUUCAACUAAAAAUGCAGAACCAUUGAUCAAUUUGGAUGUAAAUAAUCCUGAUUUUAAGGCUGGUGUAAUGGCUUUGGCUAACCUUCUUCAGAUUCAGCGUCAUGAUGAUUACCUGGUAAUGCUAAAGGCAAUUCGCAUUUUGGUUCAGGAGCGCCUAACACAGGAUGCAGUUGCUAAAGCAAAUCAAACAAAAGAGGGCUUGCCUGUUGCUUUAGACAAGCAUAUUCUUGGUUUUGACACAGGAGAUGCAGUUCUUAAUGAAGCUGCCCAAAUUCUGCGAUUGCUGCAUAUAGAAGAGCUUAGAGAGCUACAGACAAAAAUUAAUGAAGCCAUAGUAGCUGUUCAGGCCAUUAUUGCUGAUCCAAAGACAGACCACAGACUAGGGAAAGUUGGAAGAUGAGUGCUGCAGGAUGUCAACUUCUUACCUACUUAGUGUAAACAGGAACCAUGUACCCUUCAGGCAUGUGUUUGGAAAUCAAAUGUCACAUUUUCAAGGGAGGAAUCCCAGGAAAUUGACUGUGUUCUAGAGAUUUAACCACAACUGCUGUUUUCUUUUAAUAAAGUUUGGGAAAGU